UGGGUUAAAUGAGUGUCAGCCUUUUUCAAUAAUUUUUUUCAAAUAAACUAAAUUAAAUAAUUAAUAAUUUCUAAUUAAUUAUUCACAAUAUCGAUUAUCGGUGAUUAAUCAACAAUUCUUAGAACGAAAAAUUCCCCAAAUGAAAAUCUAGUUGUUCCAAGGGCACCCCAGUAACAACAUAAAUAUGGAUAAAAUCAAUGAGAUUCUGCGAAUUUAGGUAUUGGUAUUAACAAAGGGUUGAAAUUAUUUAGAAUUAGGACGGUAUGACUGUUGCCAUUACCAAUAUGCCUACAGUGAGAAAGGUGCGAAGAGAAACCAAAACUACAGAAGUCAGUAGCUGCUUGAAAUAUAUGAUUUUCGGGUUUAACGUACUGUUUUGGCUUUUGGGUUUAGGUAUACUGACUAUAGGAGUAUGGGCAUGGUCCGAAAAAGACAUAUUCAAUAAUCUAGGAAAAGUGGCCAACAUUGCCCUAGAUCCUGCUUUUAUAUUAAUUUGUAUUGGUUCAGUAACAUUUGUAAUAGGUUUCACUGGUUGUGUGGGCGCCCUAAGAGAAAAUACAUGCUUAUUAGCCACAUAUGCCAUAUUCCUUUCUGUGCUUUUACUUUUCGAAAUGACUGCUGGCAUAUUGGGAUUCAUAUUCAAAGACUGGAUUAAAUCUCAAGCAACUAUAGGAUUUCAAACUUUUAUAAUUCACUACAGAGAGGACCCCGAUCAACAAAACCUAAUCGAUUGGAUACAAGAAGAUUGGUUACAAUGUUGCGGUAUUGAAGGACCAAAAGACUGGGACAGGAAUAACUAUUUUAAUUGUUCGUCGCGAGUUGUAGGCAGCAGGGAGGCCUGCGGAGUACCUUUUUCUUGUUGCAAAAGAAAACCCAAUGAAAUUAUUAAAAACAAGCAAUGUGGCUACGAUGUCCGGAAACCAGGAUUUGCUUUCGAUGUUUCGAAAAUUAUAAACGAACAAGGCUGUAUGGAGGCUGUGGAAGAGUGGACCGAAAAAAAUAUGAUUACAUUAAUGUCGUGCAGUAUUCUUUUAUUGUUUUUGCAAAUUCUAGGCAUAUGCUUUGCGCAAAAUCUUCGAGCCGACAUUUUUGCCCAAAAAUCCAAGCACCACUGACAUUUAAGAACUCCCACGGCGGUUUAGUAUAAUUUUUUAUACAGAGCUGCCUGGGAACCAAUGGAACAGAUCGGAGUCAGUAUAUCAUGAUAGUAAUUAUAACAUUUGUAACAAUUUAUUGUAUUUGAUUGUAACAUUUUUUGAGUGAUAUAAAAUAUCAAAUAACGUUUUUGCACAAAGACAAUUAUUGAUUGUAUAUAACUAAUUUGUAAUAUUUAAAUGUAACAAACAAUAUUUCCAAUGUUUAUUGCAUUUCUGUGAUUGAAAUAUUCUCGAAUUGUGGGGGUGGGCUUUUUUAACUUGGAAUUAUUUAAUGUGAUAUUUUUUUUACAUUCCUCUUGCUUGUCUUUAAUACUCAAUUUUAUUGUCUGAGACUUUUUUUUAGUAAAUACUCUAGUACCUUUUAACAGUGCUAUUUUGUGAUUAUUAUAAUGAUUGAUCAGGCAAACUAAUAAAUGAUCAAAACAAAGACAGCAUAAAGAAAAAUUGUGCAUUAUGUUAAAAUAAUUAAUAAAAUAUUUAACAAGAUUAA
Molecule: messenger RNA, 1647 nt
Organism: Ceutorhynchus assimilis (cabbage seed weevil)
Lineage: Eukaryota; Metazoa; Arthropoda; Insecta; Coleoptera; Curculionidae
Source: the annotation of a GenBank genome assembly